AUGGCGGCUGGGGCGACUGGCGCUGCUGUGCCUCAGUUUGCAUCCCUCUACGUGGGCGAUUUGCACGCCGACGUGACCGAGGCUAUGCUCUACGAGAUCUUUAACUCCGUGGGGCCGGUUGCGUCCAUCCGGGUUUGCCGCGACAGCAUCAGCCGCAAGUCCCUCGGAUACGCGUAUGUCAACUUCCACAGCGUGCAGGACGCCGAGAGGGCGCUCGACACGCUGAACUACUCCAGUAUCAAGGGCCGCUCGUGCCGCAUCAUGUGGACCCAGCGCGACCCGAGCAUGCGCAAGAGCGGUGCGGGGAACAUCUACGUGAGGAAUUUGGACAGGAACAUUGACAACAAGGCUCUGUACGACACCUUCAGUCUGUUUGGCAAUAUCCUGUCAUGCAAGGUGGCUUCCGAUCCGACCGGCAAGUCACACGGCUACGGCUUCGUACAUUACGAGACUGAGGAGGCCGCCAAGCAGGCCAUCGAGCGCGUGAACGGCAUGCAGAUUGGCGAGAAGACGGUGCAGGUCACCUCCUUCGAGAAGCGGAACGAGCGGGAGAAGCCGAACAUCGUCAAUUUCACGAACAUCUUCAUCAAGAACAUGCCGAGCGACUGGACCGAGGAGAAGAUCAAGGAGGACUUCGGCAAGUUCGGCACCAUCACCUCGAUGUGCGUCCGCGAGGACGCAAAGGGCCGCAAGAUGGCCUUCAUCAACUUCGAGACCACCGAAGCCGCCAAGGCAGCCAUCGAAGAGAUGCACUGCAAGGAGAUGCGCACCGACGAGGAGAUUGCGGCGGCCAAGGAGGAGGGCAAGGAGGACGAGGCCCUGCCCGACGGGCAUCCCGCGGGCAAGCUCUACGUCCAGCGCGCUCAGACCAAGCUGGAGCGCUCGCAGGAGCUCCGCGACAAGUUCCCCGCGCAGCGCCCCGACAGCAGGCCGCAGGGCGUGAAUCUCUACGUCAAGAAUUUGGACGAGAACAUGGACGAGGCCUCCUUGCGCGCGCUCUUCGAGACCUUCGGCCAGAUCACGUCCGCCCAUGCGCCGGCCGACGAGAAGGGGAAGUGUAAGGGCUUCGGCUUCGUCUGCUUCCAGACCCCAGACGAGGCGACCAAGGCCGUCACCGAGAUGCACCUGAAGGUCGUCAAGGGCAAGCCCCUGUACGUGGGGCUGGCCGAGAAGCGCGAGGCUCGCCAGGAGCGCCUGCGCCAGCGCUACUCCCCAGGCGGUGGCGGAGACAAGGGCGGCGGCAAGGGCUUCGGUGGCAAGGGCGGCCCAGGCGGCAUGCCGGGCGGCAUGCAGGGCGGCAUGCCGGGCGGCAUGCAGGGUGGCAUGGGCAUGAUGGGGAAGGGCGGCCCGCAGAUGGGCAUGAUGAACCCAAUGGGCAUGAUGGGGAUGAUGCCGCAGCAGGCGCAGGCCAUGAUGAUGGCGCAGAAGGGCGGCAUGAUGGGCGGCAUGGGCGUUCGCCCUGGGAUGCCUGGCGGCCAGCCCAUGAUGGGGCAGCAGAUGACGGGCGCUCAGACGUCCCAGUUGGCGGGAUGA
Messenger RNA from Prorocentrum cordatum, 1533 nucleotides. NCBI's taxonomy places the organism in Eukaryota, Dinophyceae, Prorocentrales, Prorocentraceae. The record is from the annotation of a GenBank genome assembly.